Fonsecaea pedrosoi CBS 271.37 is the source of this 1623-nucleotide messenger RNA. RefSeq lists its product as uncharacterized. The record is from RefSeq and is a predicted model, not a curated record. Gene Ontology annotation, molecular function: N,N-dimethylaniline monooxygenase activity; NADP binding; flavin adenine dinucleotide binding. NCBI's taxonomy places the organism in Eukaryota, Fungi, Ascomycota, Eurotiomycetes, Chaetothyriales, Herpotrichiellaceae. The transcript has a single exon. The coding region runs from base 1 to 1623 and encodes 540 amino acids.
AUGGCUCAAAACGGCGUGAAAGAAUACGACGCGAUAAUUGUGGGGGGCGGAUUCGGCGGGUGCUACCUCCUUCGCAACCUGCGCAAACUCGGCUAUAACGUCAAGUUAUUCGAAGAGGGAGAAGGCCUCGGCGGCGUGUGGUGGCACAACUCGUACCCCGGUGCCCGCGUCGACACCAGCGCACCGUUUUACGAGUUCUCGGACCCAGAGCUCUGGUCUGACUGGAACUGGGAGGAAGCCUUCCCGGGCCAGAAGGAACUCACCGAGUAUUUCAAGUACGUCGACAAGAAGUGGGAUCUGAGCAAGGACAUCCUGUUCGGCACGCGGGUGACGGGCGCCGAGUGGAACGAGAAGGAGCGGAAAUGGCUCGUGCACACCAACAACGACACUCAAGCCGUGACGAGGUUCCUGCUUCUCGCGACGGGGUUUGCUGCCAAGAUCUACGUUCCUCCCCUAAAAGGAUUGGAAACGUUCCAGGGCAUCGCUUGUCACACCGCUCGAUGGCCAAAGGGUGGGAUUGACUUUAGGGGCAAGCGUGUUGGUGUCAUUGGAACCGGCGCCAGCGGUGUCCAAGUGAUCCAGGAGAUUGGUAGGGUCACCAAGGAGCUCACCGUCUUCCAACGGACGCCAAACUACUCCAUGCCCAUGGGCCAGCAGAAGCUCAACGUGGAGCUGCAAAUGGCCAAGAAGAAGGGGUACGGGGAUUUGUUCAAACUCAUGAAGCAAACCUAUGCUGGAUGGGACUAUAACCCGGACCCACGGAAGGGAUUGGAAGACGACGAGGCUGAGAGGCUGAGGUUUUGGGAGUCUCUCUGGAAGAAAGGAGGGUUCAACCCCUGGCUCGGCAAUUACAGCGACCUCAUGGGCAACGAGGAGGUCAACACAUUGAUGUACAACUUCUGGCGUGACAAGGUCCGAGCGAGAAUAACCAAGGACGACCCCGAGCUGAAAGAAAACCUGGCCCCCGAGAAGCCACCCCAUCCCUUCGGCACCAAGCGUCCAUCUCUGGAGCAAGACUACUACGAGGUGUACAAUCUGCCACAUGUCAACCUGGUGCCCCUGAAGAAGAACCCGAUUGAGGAGAUCACGCCGACUGGACUGCGCACGGCCGACGGGAAAGAAUACGACUUGGACAUCCUCGUCCUCGCGACCGGGUUUGACGCUGUGACGGGCAGCUUCACGCGGAUAGACAUCAAGGGCACCGACGGCCUCUCACUCAAGGACGACUGGGCAAACGGCUCCCGGACAUUUUUGGGCAUGGCGACGUCCGGCUUCCCCAACAUGCUGUUCAUGUACGGCCCGCAGAGUCCGACCGCGUUCGCCAUCGGGCCCACCAUCUCCGAGAUCCAGGGCGACUGGAUCAUCAAGACCCUCGAGGCCAUGAAGCAGAACAAGCAGACGCGGAUCGACGCGACCCGCGACGCCGAGGACAAAUGGGGCAAGACCACCAACGAUGACGCCAACUUGACUCUGAUCCCCAAGAACGAAACGAGCUGGUACAUGGGCGGCAACAUCCCGGGAAAGCCACGCGAGUCUCUGAAUUAUGUUGCCGGGUUGCCCAGCUACCGCAAGGCCAUCGAUGAAUGUAUCGAGAAUGGAUUUGAAGGGUUCGUGUUUAGCUAG